Molecule: messenger RNA, 325 nt
Organism: Passer domesticus (house sparrow)
Lineage: Eukaryota; Metazoa; Chordata; Aves; Passeriformes; Passeridae
Product: elongin-B-like
Exons: 2
Coding region: 41-304 (87 amino acids)
Biological process (GO): transcription elongation by RNA polymerase II
Cellular component (GO): elongin complex; VCB complex
Molecular function (GO): protein binding
Source: RefSeq, a predicted model, not a curated record
GCGCCGCCCUCCCCCCCUCAAGCGGCCGUGACCUUCCAAGAUGGCGGCGCGUUCUCGCGAGGUUUCGGGGUGGGCUCUGCGCGCGCGCGGGCGCCGCGGGGGCCGCUGGGAUCGCGGCGGACCCGGCGCAGACGGAGCCGGCGGAGCGGCCGCCAUGGACGUGUUCCUGAUGAUCCGGCGGCACAAGACGACGAUUUUCACCGAGGCCAAGGAGUCCUCGACCGUGCUGGAGCUGAAGCGGAUCGUGCAGGGCAUCCUGCACCGGCCGCCCGAGGAGCAGCGGCUCUACAAGGGCGGGCACUGAGGGGUUAACGGGGAACUGGGG